Messenger RNA from Macrosteles quadrilineatus (aster leafhopper), 534 nucleotides. RefSeq lists its product as uncharacterized. The transcript is spliced from 4 exons. The record is from RefSeq and is a predicted model, not a curated record. The coding region runs from base 1 to 534 and encodes 177 amino acids. NCBI's taxonomy places the organism in Eukaryota, Metazoa, Arthropoda, Insecta, Hemiptera, Cicadellidae.
AUGGUAAUCUGGUACGUACCAUCGUCUACCAAGAUGUCUACCAAGCUCGCCGUUGUCUUCCCCUUGUUUGUCCUGAUGUUGGCGACCCUGCUGGCCGCAGAAAAGGCUGCAGACUCUGCUACAACUGCGGCCGCUGAUAAGGUUGAUAAAACACAAGUUGCCACCACAACUACUUCUCCUGCGACCAAUGAGUACGGAAUCCCGCACAACCUGAUGCAGAUCAUCUCCAGCGGAGGUACUGUGGUGCUGGGUGUUGUCGUGUUGGCAGCAAUAGCAGCACUGAUCAUGCCGAUGUUCAACCUGCGACUGUGCCAGGUGUUGGGAAACUGUGACACCUACGCGGGCGCCGCCUCUGGCUACUCCAGCAACCUGUACCAGAAUGAUGUGUACGGCCAGUAUCCCCAGGCUUCUUACCCCACUCCCAACACUUACCAGAAGAGAUCGGUUGAGUACAUGGGGCCAGUCCUACAGAUGUUGAAGACGGCCUAUGACAAGUACAGUCAGAACCCAACGGCAUCGAGGAAUGCUCUGUAG